UAAACUUCCGUCCGUCCGCGGCUCUGUAACGGAUCGGUGUAUUCGGUUGUGUAGUCGGUGUGUCCGUGAUGGCGGCGCUUCACCCCGGAGACCCGCAGCUCGUGUCGGUGAUCGUGAAUCAUCUGAAGACCGAAGGACUGUUCGACCAGUUCCGCAGAGACUGCCUGGCGGACGUGGACACAAAGCCGGCGUAUCUGCACCUGCGGCAGCGAGUCGACAACUUUGUGUCCAAUCACCUGGCAAACCACACCUGGAGCCCACAGCUGAACAAGAACCAGCUGAGGAACAGCAUCAGACAGCUGGUGCAGCAAUCAGGUAUGCUGGAGCAGGGUGUGGACCGGAUCGUGGCUCAGGUUGUGGAUCCGAAGGUCCAUCACACCUUCCGCCCGCAGGUGGAGCGAAUUGUGCGCAGGUUCCUGUCUCCACACAGUCACCUGGAGGAGGAGGAGCUUCCUGCUGUAGCCCCACCCCUUCCUGCAGAACACCAGGAAGCUGAAGUGCUGAUUCCAGACGAUGCCGCUGUGAGUUGGAGUGCUGAUGUUCAGAUGUCAGACAGCGCUGUGGCGGAGUCCAACCCGGAGCUCAGUGUGGAGGAGAUGGACAUCAGUCUGCCGGAGGAGGAGGAGGAGCUACAGCUGAAGGAGGAGGAGCCACUGCUGGAGGAGGAGGGGCCACAUGUAAAGGAGGAGGAGCCACAGGAGGAGGCGGAGCUGGAGACUCAGGAGGCGGAGCUAAAGGAGGAGCCAAAGGAGGAGGCAGACGCCAGCAAGGAGACCAGCAGUAAAUCCUCCGAGAAAAGCCAAGAGGAAAACCGGGAAACGGACUCCCAGAAGCCCUCCAGCGUCAAGCAGAAGACCAGAGAGCGGCUGAGAGAAGAGUACUCUCUGGAGGACUCAGAUCUGGAGGGUCUGAGCGACAUCACGGUGAGUUCGGUUCACACCAGCGAUCUGUCCUCGUUUGAGGGCGACAGUGAAGAGGACGAGGCUCCGUCUGAAUCCACGGAGGAGGGAGAAAUCAGCUCUGAAGAGGAUGGCGGCAGUAAGACUCCAGCAGACGGCUCAGACAGGAAGCCUCGAGGUGUGCGUCAGGGUUACGUCCACAAGCCUUUCCUGUAUUCUCGUUACUAUAGCGACUCCGAUGACGAGGUGACGGUGGAGCAACGGCGGCGCUCUGUGGCUAAAGAGAAAGAGGAGCGUCUGCUGAAGCGGCAGCAGAACCGCGAGCGCAUGGAGGAGAAGCGCAGACUCAGAGCAGCUCAGAGCGAGGAGCAGGACCGUAAGAAGCAGGCGAGUGUGUGUGCAGAUGCGAGACCCCGAGCUAAAGAGGCUCGAAAAGAGAAGAAGUUCCUGGAGAAGAAGGUGGCUCUGAGCCGGCAGAGGAAGAGAGACUCCAGAAAAGAGGACGACAGGAAGAAGAGCGACACUGAAGGAGACUCGCUCCACAAAGAUGUGAAGUCCGCAGGUCAGAGGUCAGGGCGACUGGACGAGCAGCGCAGGAAGAAAUCAGACACUGAGGAGAAACUCUGCGACAGAAACCGUGUUCACUCCUUUAUCCUGGACCUGGAGUCGGGGACCGAGGAGCGGCAGAGAACUAAAACCGCUCGCAAAGAAGUGCACUUAAAAGACAAGGAGAGAAGAGACGAACACAAGCUCAAGCACAAACUCAAGACGGAGAGCAGAAAGACCGCAGACGCUGACGAAAAAGAUGGAGGAGCUGCGAAAGGAGGAGCAGAGGAGAAGAAGGGGUCAAAGGUCAAACCAGACAGGAAGAGCUCUGUGAUCCCCAGAGACACCAAAACACUGGAGGCUGCGGACGAAGCAAACCUGAAGAAAGGAAAGAUGGCCGCCGAUGCAAAAGACAAGGAGAAACCCAAGUCCAGUGGUAAGACCGAUUCAAAGCUGCUGCGGCGUCUGGACUCCACCGGCUCCUCAGAGGAGAGGUCAGAAGUCGAGACAGGGUCAGAGGUCAACAGGAAGAAGGACAAGCACCCUAAGGAGAUGCUGAAGAAGUCAAAGAGUCACACAGAGCUGCACCCCGAGGCGAGACCGGGGGAGAAGCUGAAAGUGCGAGCAGACAGGAGAGAUUCAUCAGUGGACAAAACUCAAGCACAGAAAUCCGGCUCUGAACCCGAGAGCGAUGCCCGGAAGCCAGAGACCGGCCUGAAGAGUAAAACACAGCCAGACAAACACAGAUCCAAAUACCAGAAUCCUGCUGCCGGAAAACCAGAGAGAAAAGCUGAAGCCAAGAGUAAACCAACAGAGGUGAAGAAAGAGGAGAAGAAAACCUCGGAGGAGAAGCUGAGAGACACAAAGGUGAGGAAAAUAAAGGUGCAUAAAGACUCUAAGCUGGAGGAGGAGAGUCUGGACGGCGCUGGCGUCUCAAGCUCCACACCUGUACCUGACGACCCUUUCGCCGCUCUGAGCGACGUCACACCUGAGUCAGAUGAUGAGGAGGCGGAGCCUAAAGAACCCCGCCCACUGUCAGCAGAGGCUGACGCCCUCCUGAGCCUGAUGGACAUCUCUGUGCGGCGGGAUGUUGAAGCCGACAUGAAGAUGCAGGAGGCGGCGCUCGCUCUACUCUCCAUGGGUCCUGAUGCCGGAUGCUCUUCUGAUAUUGUUGCCGCAGAUGCUCAGGUUGCCAUGGAGACAGUUGCUAUGGACCCAGAGAAUGCGGGAAGUCUGCCGGAAUGUGCUGUGGCUGAUGCAGCUGCAUCUGCUGCCACAGUGAACACCAUGGAGACGGAAUCUCUGAGGCUCCAGGAAGUGACAUCACAGGCCAAAGACACAGCGCAGACCCUCAGUGCAGACGCAGCCGAGACCUGCACUGCAGAUACAGCAGAACUGGAGAACACUUCCGCAGACGAGCAGAUUCAGACCUCCAGUGCAGACGCAGCAGAACCAGCGAACAUCUGCACUGCAGCAGAACCAGCGUCACCCGUCACUGAGGAUGCAGCCGAGCAGAUGCAGACCUCCUGUGCAGAUGAGACUCCUGCGCAGAUCCUCCCUGAACACACAGCAGAGACUCACUCACAGGAGCCUGCGCAGACUCUCAUGCAAACCACGGUAAACCCAGCAGAACCCACAGCUGAGUCUGCGCAGAUGGAUGAGGCAGAUGAACCUGAGCCUGUGCAGACCCUCAGUGCAGGAACAGCAGAGUCUGCGCAGACUCAUAGUGCUGAGACAGAGGAGCCUGCGCAGACGCUUAAAGCAGAUACAGAAUCUGCGCAGACACAUAGUGCGGAGACAGAGGAGCCUGUGCAGAUGCUUAAAGCAGAUACAGAGUCUGCGCAGACGCCAAAUGCAGAGACAGAUGAACCUCUGCACAAAAUGGAUGCAGAUGAAGCUGAAUAUGUGCAGACCCCGACUGCAGAGACAGCGCAGAUAAAUGAUGCAGACACAGAUGAAGCUGAGCUGAUAAUGAAUGCAGAUGACGCUGAGUCUGCGCAGAUGCUAACAGCAGAAACAGAUGAACCUGUGCAGACUGUUAAUGCAGAUACAUCAGAGCCUGUGCCAAUGCAAAUGGCAGAUGAGGCUAAACCUGCGCAGACGCUAACAGCAGAGACAGAUGAGCCUGUGCAGACACCUAAAGCAGAUGAAGCCCACCCUGCGCGGACACAUAAGGCAGAUACAGAGCCUGCGCAGAUGCUAACUACAGAUACAGUCAAAACUGUGCAGACGCUAAAUGCAGAUGAAGCCGAGCCAUCGCAGACGCUUAAUGCAGAUAAAGAUGAAACUGCGCAGAUGGCUGUUGCAGAUGAAGCCGAGCCUGCGCAGAUGCUAACAACAGAAACAGAUGACCCUACGCAGAUAGUUAAUGCAGAUACAUCAGAGACUGCGCAGACGCUAACAGCAGAUGAAGCCAACUCCAUGCAGACACUUGAUGCAGAUGAAGCCAAACCUGCGCAGGCGCUAAAAGCAGAUGAAGGCAGGUCAGCGCAGACGCUAGCAGCAGAUGAAGCCGACUCCUUGCAGACACUUAAUGCAGAUGAAGUCAAAUCUGCGCAGGCGCUAAAAGCAGAUAAAACAGAGACAGCACAGACAAAUACAGCAGAUGAAGCCAAACCUGCGCAGACGCUAGCAGUAGAUACAGAUGAACCUGCGCAGGUGCUAACAGCAGAUGAAGCCGAGUCAGCGCAGAUGCUUAAUAAAGAUGAAGCUAAACCUGCGCAGAUGCUAAAAGAAGAUGAAGCCAAAUCUGUGCAGACGCUAACAGCAGAUGAAGCCAAAUCUACACAGACGCUAGCUGUAGAUACAGACGAACCUGCGCAGAUGCUAACAGCAGACGAAGCCGAGUCAGCGCAGACGCUAGCAGUAGGUACAGAUGAACCUGCGCAGAUGCUAACAGCAGAUGAAACCGAGUCAGCGCAGAUGCUUAAUAAAGAUGAAGCUAAACCUGCGCAGAUGCUAAAAGAAGAUGAAGCCAAAUCUGUGCAGACACAUAGUGCAGAUGAAGUGGAGGCAGCGCAGACGCUAACAGCAGAUGAAGAUGAACCUGCGCAGACAACUAAAACAGAUGAAGCCAAGUCAGCGCAGAUGCUAACAGCAGAUGAAGGUAAACCUGCGCAGACGCUAACAGCAGGAACGGCUAAAGCUGCAGACGGCAGCGUUGUAGACACAGCUCGACCCAGUGGAGAGCAGGAGUCUGCAGCAGCAGCGGAGGAUGAGGAUGGUGAUGAAGAUGAGGAGGAGGACACGAGAGCGAGCCGGACUCCACGCAGAGGAAGAUCAUCCAGAGUGUCUGAAGCUCCCCAGAGAGAAACACGCUCUGCUUCACAGUCCAAGGAGGCGGAGCCAGCAGUGGAGGAGGAGCCAAAAGAGCAGAGCCGCAGGGGUCGACGCUCCGCAGCUCAGACCAGAGACACUCCGGCAGUGAAGCCUGCGCUGAAGAGGAAGAGGUCUGAUGAGCAGGAGCUGAAGGAGGAUCCAGAACCUUCUGCUAAACACAGGAGAGACGCAGCGAGUCCAGCUGGAGAUCAGGACGCCAGCAGAGCCAGUGAUGAAGAGGAGGAGCGCAAGGAGGAGGAGGAGACCACAGAGGACCAGCAGCGGAAACCUUCUCGCCGUGGACGACCCUCUAAAGCAUCCUCUGCCACUGAUGACUCAGACACUGGAGCCUCAGAGAAGAGAGACGGAGAUAAAGAAGAGAAAGAGGAGGAUGAAGAAGAAGAGAAGAAGAGUCGAGCAACGACCCGUGCUGCAUCACGCCUGGAGGCCGAGAGGAAUAAACCCAGCAAACCCUCAACACGAGCCCUGAGCAAACUGAGCAAAGAGGAGAGCACACCACACACACGGUCUGUAAGGGGCCGUAAACGGGACCCCAGUCCUCCAGUUUCUCGCACUCGUGGAGGACAGAAAUCUGAAGAUCCAGCAGCCAAACGAGCCAAGCGAUGAGUCCAGCGCAGACAUCCCAUAAUCCUCAUUUUAGUUAUCAUUGUUUUAAGGUCAGAGAGAGAGUGUGUGUGUGUGUGUGUGUGUGUGUCUCCGAGCAGCUGAUGACGAUCCAGUGAAGAGUGUGUAAAUACUACAUUCAGUUCUUAAACUCUGCUUUUUUAUGAGUGAUGUAAGUGUGUAAGUGUGUGUGUGUGUAAGUGUGUGUGUGUGUGCACGUGCGUGUGUGUUCUCAUGUUUCUGUCACCAGAGAGAUGCUCAUUCUGUGAAUGUCUUUAUUUUUCCAGUUGAUAUUUUUACCUUUCUAUGAUAAACUCCAGUGUGGAUCUGA
Messenger RNA from Danio aesculapii, 5718 nucleotides. RefSeq names its product biorientation of chromosomes in cell division 1-like 1 (gene bod1l1). The transcript has 25 exons. NCBI's taxonomy places the organism in Eukaryota, Metazoa, Chordata, Actinopteri, Cypriniformes, Danionidae. The record is from RefSeq and is a predicted model, not a curated record. The coding region runs from base 69 to 5390 and encodes 1773 amino acids.